This is a messenger RNA of Penicillium macrosclerotiorum, 567 nucleotides long. Its product is annotated as guanylate kinase. Bases 1 to 567 code for a protein of 188 amino acids. The record is from RefSeq and is a predicted model, not a curated record. Gene Ontology annotation, molecular function: GMP kinase activity. Gene Ontology annotation, cellular component: cytosol. Gene Ontology annotation, biological process: purine nucleotide metabolic process. The transcript has 2 exons. NCBI's taxonomy places the organism in Eukaryota, Fungi, Ascomycota, Eurotiomycetes, Eurotiales, Aspergillaceae.
AUGCCUUCUUCUGCGCCGAUUGUAAUCUCAGGCCCGUCUGGGGUCGGCAAGGGUACCCUCAUUAAGAAGCUUUUUGAUGCGCACCCUGACACCUUCGCAUUCACCGUCUCGCAUACCACUCGAUCCCCGAGAGUCGGGGAGGCUGACGGAGUCAGCUACUUCUUCGUUGACCGCUCGAAGUUCGCCGAUCUGAUCGCCGAGGGCGCCUUUGUUGAACAUGCGACAUUCGGCAGCAACCAAUAUGGCACAAGCAAGCAAACAAUUGCCGACCAAACAGCCAAGGGGCGCAUUGUUGUGUUGGACAUUGAGAUGAAUGGUGUCAAGCAGAUGAAGUCAAACUCUGGCAUUGAUGCCCGCUAUGUCUUCAUUAGCCCACCGAAAUUUGAGGAUCUCGAAAAGCGUCUUCGGGGACGUGGCACCGAAAAGGAUGAAGACGUCCAAAAGAGACUGGAACAAGCCAAAGCUGAGCUUGAAUAUGCUGAGACCGGUGUCCAUGACAAGAUCAUUGUCAAUGAUGAUCUGGAGGUUGCAUACCGGGAACUUGAGAGCUUCAUUUUUCAAGAGUGA